AUGGACAUCGGGGGAUUGGAGACAGUGGUAGCCAAUUCUGCAUAUAUCACCGCCAGAGGAAGUUUUGAUGGCAACUCCAAUGCUGCUGCUUCACGGGACAAAAAGUAUCGGGCCAAGCUUCAGUUACCUCACAUCACAAAGUGUGAGGAUCUCAAGGAUAGCAUCAACUUGGAUUUUGACAACAUAUGCUGCAAGCAGCCAAUUGGAAAGCUGCUCUUCCAGCAGUAUCUGGAAACGGUACCAGAGUACAGACCAGCAUCCAAGAUCUGGAGUGAUAUUCAAGAAUAUGACACAGCAGAGGACACAGCACGGGCGCAGAAAGCUACCAAAAUUAUAUCUCGGUACUUGGAAUCUGGAGGAAGGUACUUCUGCACCUAUCUGGAGGAGAAUACCAUUGCAAAGGUAAAAUCGGAACACCAGGACACCAAGGAUGAUCUUUUCACUGAGGUCCUGGAGAGCACUCUCUGUUUUAUGCAAGAGGCUCCCUUCUUGAAUUAUAAAGACACUAUGUAUUUCAUGCGCUUCCUUCAGUGGAAAUGGCUGGAGUCACAACCCAUUGGUGAGGAAUGGUUCCUCGACUUUAGGGUUCUUGGAAAAGGGGGUUUUGGAGAAGUGUCUGCGACACAGAUGAGAGCCACUGGGAAGCUUUAUGCAUGCAAGAAACUCAACAAGAAGAGGCUCAAAAAGAGAAAAGGCUAUGAAGGUGCCAUGGUUGAAAAGCGAAUCCUUGCCAGAGUCCACAGCCGUUUCAUUGUCUCUUUGGCAUAUGCAUUUCAAACCAAAACAGACCUCUGUCUAGUGAUGACAAUCAUGAAUGGAGGAGACCUAAGAUACCACAUUUACAAUGUCGAUGAGAACAACCCUGGAUUUGAUGAACCUCGAGCUUGUUUCUAUACAGCCCAGAUUGUCUGUGGGAUGGAGCACCUUCAUCAAAACCGAAUAAUUUACAGAGAUCUUAAGCCAGAAAAUGUACUCUUGGACAAUGAUGGUAAUGUACGUAUUUCAGACCUUGGACUUGCAGUUGAAUUGAAGGACAAUCAAACAAAAAUAAAAGGUUAUGCUGGAACUCCAGGCUUCAUGGCACCUGAACUGCUAAAGGGUGAAGAAUAUGACUACUCUGUGGACUACUUCACACUCGGGGUGACACUGUAUGAAAUGACUGCAGCCAAAGGCCCAUUCCGAUCAAGGGGAGAGAAGGUAGAAAACAAGGAGGUUAAAAGGAGGAUUCUUAAUGAUCCUGUACAGUAUAGUGAUAAAUUCAGUGAAGAGGCAAAAUCAUUUUGUGAGCAGCUGUUAGAGAAGGAUCCUGGAAAACGUCUUGGAUUUACCAAAGGAAACUGUGAUGAACUUCGGAAACAUCCUUUCUUCAGAGAAAUUAAUUGGAGAAAACUGGAAGCAGGUAUACUGACACCGCCAUUCAUUCCAGACUCAAAAACUGUCUAUGCAAAAGACAUCCAGGAUGUGGGAGCCUUCUCCACUGUCAGAGGAGUUAAUCUUGAAGAAGUCGAUAAAGAAUUCUUUGAUGAGUUUGCUUCUGGUAACAUCGCCAUUCCAUGGCAGGAGGAAAUGAUAGAGACUGGAAUUUUUGCAGAGCUGAAUGUGUGGGGAACAGGAGGCAGCUUACCCAAUGACCUCAGAAGGGAAUCAAUUUUAGAGGCAAAUGCAAAUAAAUCUGGAGUUUGUAGAAUUUCCUAA
Molecule: messenger RNA, 1695 nt
Organism: Polypterus senegalus (gray bichir)
Lineage: Eukaryota; Metazoa; Chordata; Cladistia; Polypteriformes; Polypteridae
Gene: grk1a
Product: G protein-coupled receptor kinase 1 a
Exons: 7
Coding region: 1-1695 (564 amino acids)
Biological process (GO): protein phosphorylation; regulation of opsin-mediated signaling pathway; visual perception
Cellular component (GO): cytoplasm
Molecular function (GO): rhodopsin kinase activity; ATP binding
Source: RefSeq, a predicted model, not a curated record